Messenger RNA from Rhodotorula graminis WP1, 2655 nucleotides. RefSeq lists its product as uncharacterized. The record is from RefSeq and is a predicted model, not a curated record. NCBI's taxonomy places the organism in Eukaryota, Fungi, Basidiomycota, Microbotryomycetes, Sporidiobolales, Sporidiobolaceae. The transcript is spliced from 3 exons. The coding region runs from base 1 to 2655 and encodes 884 amino acids.
AUGAGUACCGACAACCCGACCGCACCUCCCGCCAAGACGCCCUCUUCGCCCGGCGACUCGUCCUCGACCACGAGCUGGACCGCGACCGAGGUCGCCAUCUCCGACCCGGGCGACAGCGCUACCGCGACACCGUCGUCGCCAGUCGACUCGCUUUCGACCCGCCCCGAGCAGGCCCACACGGCCAGGUCGCUCGAGGCCUCGUCGAACGAAGACGGCUCGCCCGGCGGCGGCGACCACAAGCUCAAGACGCCCAGCUCGCCGACCUGGUCCCGCUCCAAGCUUCCCGUCUCGGACGACGAGCGCGAGGGCGGUGUCGUUGAACCUGUCAAAACCAACUCGCUCGACUCGAGCACGAGCGCCGUCGUUGACAAGGAGGACAAGCCGACCAACGACGCCGCCCUGCCGAAAGACCUCUCGACCCCGGCCAAGCCGGCCUCGGCUCGUCCCGCGUUCGUCGUCACGCGCCCGACUGCCAUGGGCGAGAACGAGGUCGUCAACGUCACGCAGCCGAGCACGCCGUCCGCGAGCGUCCACGAGGACGACGAGCCGGCCAACAACGCCGCUCUCAAGGCCGUCGAGGUCGCGCUCAAGCCCGCCGCCAGCCCCGACUCGCUCAAGCCCGUCAUCCAGAUCACGACGUUCCUCCCCGACACGCAGGCAUUCGUCGCCUCGCCCGCGUCGACCAACCUCCCGUCGGCCAUCUCGCCCCGCACGUCGGCCUUCUUCUCGUCCGACUUCUCGAUGAGCGGGCCGCGCAGCCCGCCUCGGCCCGGCGGCGCCAUCAUCAUGGAGCUGCCCUCGGACGUCGAGCUCGACGUCGACAUCGAGGUGCGUCGCUCGGCGAGGACCGUCGUCUCGAGCGCCGGCGAGCAGGCCAACGCUCGCAUCCAGCCGGCGGCGCUGCCGCAGCGGACGUCGCCCGCCACGUCGACCAAGCACCGCUCGCGCUCGCCGUCGCCGCAGCCGCCUCCUCGCGAGCGCCGCGCCGACGAGCCCUUGUUCAAGUCGCGCGACCGCCGCUCGCGCUCGCGUCAGCGCCACGCCGGCGCGUCGCACUCGCACGGCGCCAACCUGAGCGACGCCGACUCGUCCGCCUCGGAGCCCGACGCAGCCGGCCGCACGCCGUUCCUCCCGCGGCGCACCGUCGUGUCAAGCGCGGCGCCGUUCCUGAGCCGCACCGAGUUACUCAGGGAGCAGUCGAGGCGCCGCGAGCGCGACCAGGAGCGCGAGCGCGAUCGUCGAGACGAGCCUGAGCCGGUCCGUGCGCGGCGCGAGGCGCCGCACGAUGAGCCCCAGCGCUCGAGCGAGGGCCGUCGUCGCGACCACGAGCGCGACGAGCGCCGCAGGGACGAGCGCGAUGCCGAGCGGCGCCACCGCGACGUCGAGUCGGCCCGUCGCGAGCCUGCGCACGAGCCUCGUCGUCCCGAGGCGGCCCGCCACGACCAGGCCGCGACCCGCAGCCGCCGCCACGAGUCGGAGCGGCACGACUCGCGCCGCCGCGACGCUGCCUCGGCCGAGCAGCCGCGCAAGCCGGCCCUUGCUCGGCUCCUCGACGCGGUCCAGGACGCGCUCGACCACGAUCCGACAGCGUACUACGCGCUCAAGGGCCUCCUCUCGGAGCACGAGCUCUCGAUCUCGCAGCGCCGGCGCUCGCACGAGCGCAAAGCGCCCGGGCCGGUCGAGCGCCACCACGAGCGGGACGAGGACCGCAGCUCGGUGCGCGACGGGCGCGACGGGCUCGUGAGGGACGAGCAGCGGUCGUACGAGCGCGAGAGGCGCGAGAAGCGGAUCCCGGUGGACUUGCUCGGACGGACUGGGGGCGGGAGCGGGUCGGAGACGGAGGUCGGGUUUGAGAAGGUCAAGCGCGGCGACGGCUCCAAGUCGUCACACUCGCAGCGCGCACCGGGCAGCAAGUUGCGCACGCCCCGCUUCUUCUCGACCCACCCACCUCGCCGCGAUUCGCCCUCGCCGCCCCUGUACCCGUCGCACCUCUCGCCGCAACGCACCUCGCACACGCACCGCCAGACGCCCGACCUCGUCCGACCCGUCCCUGUCCACGCGCACGACGACGCCCCGAGGUCGCGCGACGAGUCGGAGCGUCGCGCGCCGCGCCCCGCGCAGACGCUCACGCUCGCGCAGGCGGCCAAGCUCGCUGCUGGGCUCGGCGACGAGCGCCUCGCCGAGGAGCUGCGCGCGAGCGGCCUGAGUGGGCGGGACAAGGUGACCAAGCUCGGCGAGCGCGUCAAAGACUCGAGUCGCGAGGACGGCGAGCGCCGGGACGAGGGGCGCUUGAGCGCCAAGGUCAAGGUCCACAAGGCGUCGGGCAAGGUCGGCGCCGACGAGGAGCUCAAGCUGCGGCGCCGUCACGGCGACGAGCGCGGCGAGUCGUCGUCGUCGUCCCGGCACGGACCCUCGACCUCGGCCAAGGACGCCCUGCGCUCGAGCAUCUUCAAGGUCCGCCCGCCAGUCGUCAUUGACGACGUCCCCGUCGUCUCUGCCGCGACGGGCAAGUCGUCGCGCCGGCGCAGGGACAACGACGAGCCGUACCGCUCGCCGACGACGGGCUCGGCGGCCCGCGCGACGUCGCACUUUGACCGCCCGUCGCGCUCGGCGGCUGCCGCGUCGCAGUCGUACGACUUGGACGACUAUGCGUAG